CUCGUUCGAGUCUCCUUGAACAAGUUCCGUUUGGAUUGCAUGUACUUACUCUAUGUACUUUACGUCCUCGGUCACAAUUUGCAGUUAAUACCGGUGACUUUGACAGCGAUAUAAAUAUUCUCAACAAAAACAAAACACCAAAGUCAUGGCGAUCGUGCGCGUUUUAGAAAAUGCUAAAGGAGUUUGCACCGAACUCGGCAACAUCAUAAAGCAGUUAUGCGACGAUUCAUCGGCAGAAAAGUACUUCAAAGUUGGAGUAUCUGGCGGAUCCUUAAUCAAACUUCUCACCGACGCGCUCUUGGAAAAUCCUGACAUUGAUUAUGCCAAGUGGAAGAUAUUUUUUUGCGACGAGCGUCUUGUGCCCGUCGAUGAUAGCGAUUCAACAUAUGGCGCUUACAUUCAGGGAUUUCAGGGUAAAGUGGCAAUUAAACCAGAACAAUUUGUUACUAUAAAGCAAGGUUUAUCAGCUGACGAUGCAGCUAAGGAUUAUACACAACAGAUGGAGCUGUAUUUCACACCCGGAAAACUUCCCGUUUUUGAUUUACUGCUAUUAGGGAUGGGACCAGAUGGACAUACUUGUUCACUAUUUCCGGGCCAUCCCCUGCUUAAAGAGUGUUCAAAAUGGGUAGCCCCAAUUACAGAUUCCCCAAAACCACCACCAUCUAGAGUGACUUUAACAUUUCCUGUUAUUAAUAACGCUAAAGCAUGCGUUUUUGCAAUGACCGGGCAAGGAAAAGCGGAAAUGGUUAAGAGAAUUUUAAAGGACAAAGAACCACUUCCCGCAGCAAUCGUACAGCCCAAACAAGGCAAACUUUUCUGGAUUUUAGAUCAAUCCGCCGCAGAGUUAAUAUAACUUGAGUAGUUUGCACAAAAUUUAUUACGGUUAAGUUUAUGGAAUUUCAUCCUCGUGCAUCGCUUACAUUUCCAUCGAUUAAGUCGAAUGUUUUUACAGGCAAAAACGUUGCUUAAUCGUUAGCUUGUUCACAAAUCAUGGGGUUUUAACAAAUAGCAACGUUUAUAACAGCACCAUUGGUAUACUAGUCUCUAAAUAAAAUAAUUAAUAUAAUUUUUGUAUCACCCAAACGAAAAAUAAAUCUAUUUUCUACAAUUUGA
Dalotia coriaria is the source of this 1113-nucleotide messenger RNA. It is a transcript of the gene Pgls, whose product is annotated as 6-phosphogluconolactonase. The coding region runs from base 146 to 853 and encodes 235 amino acids. The transcript has 4 exons. NCBI's taxonomy places the organism in Eukaryota, Metazoa, Arthropoda, Insecta, Coleoptera, Staphylinidae. Gene Ontology annotation, molecular function: 6-phosphogluconolactonase activity. The record is from RefSeq and is a predicted model, not a curated record. Gene Ontology annotation, biological process: pentose-phosphate shunt; carbohydrate metabolic process.